UGAGCGAAAUGCUGUGUGAUCCUGCGAAUUAUCAAUAAUCACUUUUUAUUUUCACCCCCCAAACCCCAAACCCAACCUUCACGAAAACGAACAUCCAAAAACCCUCUUUUUCCGCAACGGCAAUGAGGGCGACGAAGGAGUUGUAAAUAUUACGUCCCAAGUUGGCGAAAGUCACUCUUUUGAAUUAUCAGGUACCCGUGGAGCGCUGUAGACGCAGCUGCAACAAAAAGGGCGCGCCAUGAACGACGCUGAGCCAUCACUCUUUCUGGCCAGACACGAGUAUGCAUACGGGCAAUCUCACCACAAUCAUUUAAAACAGCAUCAAAAAUUACACAAACGACAAACGACGGUAGUUGAAACGGCAACAGCUGAGGCCUCCGCCAUUACAGAAGUCAUUCAAACGAUAUCCGUGGUCCAACAGGUUGAUGUCGAUGCCGAUGGAUCGACCAUUGCGGUCCAGACCCGUCCAGCGACCGACUACUCGUCUUUGACACUACAAGCUGCAACAACAACUACUGCGACCUCUUCGAAAAAAGAAAAUUCUUCUGCUGUCUCUACAGUUCUUGGAGCUCAACCUACAUCAUCGGGCCAAGUCAUCCUAUCGUUAUCGUCGAGCACUGAUGUGACUUCGACUUCCACUCCUUCUACUAGCUUUUCUACGCUCAUUCCUAAUUCUAAUUCAACUACAUGUAAGCUAACCUAAGUCUUCACGCAAACAAUAAAUUAAUGGUAUGGUAUUAGUAAUUUCUAGCUCAUUUCCAAAUUCGACCCCAGGCCCAGUAUCAAUCUCGCUUUCAGGCUCAACGUCAAGCUCGACAACGUUAUUUUCCAAUGCAACCGCUUCCCCUUCAAUCUCCUCCUCAUCAUCCACAGCUAAUACUACCAAACUUUCUUUUACUGAUUCGACUUCGACAUCCUCAUUCGCAACCUUUACAUCGACGACAACACCUUCCUUCUUGUCAUCACCUGUAUUUCUUUCUUCGGCUGCAUCGUCGACAACCUUCAGCUCGACCACGCCCUUGUCUUCGUCCUUGUCUUCGUCCCCGUUUUCGUCCUCAUUCUCGUCAUCUCAAACAGAUUCGACUAGCAGUAGCGCUUAUGUCGGUGGAGGUACCGAAACUAGUUCGGCAUCCGGGAGUAGCAGUGCUACAGGGGCUGCGGUUGGUGGGAGCGGUGGGGAUGGCAAUGGGACAGCUGAAAGUUCGACACCAUCUACAUCCACGAUAGUUGGGGGUGUAGUUGGUGGGAUAGCUGGGCUCGCUGCACUUCUCUUUAUUUUGAUGUUUGUGUUGAGAUGGAAGAAGAAGAAUGGCGGGAUGUUAUCAAUUGGAAGUGUACCUCCUUCGACGGUCGCCGGUGGUGGAAGGGGUGCAGGAGUUGGCGGGAAUGACGGUAGUGGUUCUGCAGGUCAAUCCCAAGGUUUUUCUAAUCAAGCUCCUCGUAGCAUGACGGAGCGCAGAUCACUCGCUAUGGCCGUGCCUGCAGCGCUGGCCAGCCUCUCGAAAUCUAAGCGAUCAUCUCAAAACACAGCCACUAAUACAGUUUCAUCAGCAGGAAGUGAAAGAGGCUUCUAUAGGGUAUCUGGUAAGAAGCUUCCAUCUGUCUUACAACAUGGAGGUGACGGAUUCGGUGAACCAAAUUCAAAUACGAUGAGCGGAUCAUCGUUUUACCCCUCUGGUGUACCUGCCAUCCCUAUCUCGAACACUUUAAGUGGCACCUCAUUCUACCGAGAUUCUCAGGGAUUCUAUGGAGGACAGCCAAGCCCACCUCUCGAACCCCCAAAUAGAGACUCUGGAGUCCCGGUCAUGAGGCCAAGCCCGGCAAGAACCCCGAUUACGGAACAUGGCCCUUUUACAGAGCCACCUGGGCCUAUACCCCCGAGGCCGGAUCUUCUGGGUCGUUCACUUCCCUCACAAGAUGGUUCCCACGCCUCAAGAUUUACAGAAGAAGUCUGAAAUAAGACACCUCUGAGAUUGUACAGGAUUUUGGUUGGAGGAUAGCCGGCAUUGAUAUAUGUGAAGCUCUUUUUGCUUUUCCGUAGUUAUUGUGGGGAUCCCGCCUUGGAUUGGACCUGCUUAGGGCUGUCCUUGGAUAUUUAAUGCACCUCUGCAUUUGGGUUUGGCGUUUUUGUCCUGAUAUGUAGGACUUUUGAUACCAGUGAGCGCUUGAGGAUUUAUCUGAUUCGCUUCUUAUGUUACGACGCCUCUCGGCAACAAUCAGGAGGGAAUAGUGGAUUUAGGAUAGCCAUUUCUCCUGGGAUCGGUAUUAAACUGAUACCUGUUCUUUUUCUCGUGGUAAAUUUAAUGAUCUUGUUGGAUAAUAUAGGCGCCACUUUGUAGCAUCAGACGAAUGGCUAGGAUAUAAGAUCAGAGAGGGUGGGAUAAAAGAUAAUGUCUUUCUAUGUAUGAAACUCAACGUGCCAAUUGGAGCUUAAGUGCAUCGUGCCUGACAAGUUUCUGAAGCCAACUCGGGUUGUACAACAAACACCAGAG
Messenger RNA from Sclerotinia trifoliorum, 2492 nucleotides. NCBI's taxonomy places the organism in Eukaryota, Fungi, Ascomycota, Leotiomycetes, Helotiales, Sclerotiniaceae. The record is from the annotation of a GenBank genome assembly.